AUGUCCAGGGAGCUCAGGCGGGCCAGCCGGAUGAGUGGGGAGUGGGUGUACCCAAGCCAGGCCCUGAUCUGGGCUGUUUGGGUCCUUGCAGCUGCCUCUGAGGGGCCAGCUGGAGAUGCACCAGUGAGGAACACCAGGCUGGGGUGGGUUCGGGGGAAGCAAGCCACUGUACUGGGAAGUACCACACCUGUGAAUGUGUUCCUUGGGGUCCCCUAUGCUGCACCCCCUCUAGGACCUCUGCGAUUUACGAACCCAAAGCCUGUGUUGCCCUGGAGUGACUUCCGAGAUGCCACGUCCUACCCUAAAUUGUGCCUCCAGAACUCAGAUUGGCUGCUCUCAGAUCAACACAUUCUCAAGGUGCAUUACCCCAAAUUGGAAGUGUCAGAAGACUGCUUGUAUCUUAACAUCUAUGCUCCAGCUAGCGCGAACACCACCUCCAAGCUCCCGGUCAUGGUGUGGCUCCCGGGGGGCGCGUUCCAGACUGGCUCAGCCUCCGUCUUUGAUGGGUCCGCCCUGGCCGCCUACGAGGAUGUGCUGGUUGUGACCACCCAGUACCGUCUAGGAAUAUUUGGCUUCUUCAACACAGGGGACCAGCACGCUCUGGGGAACUGGGCCUUCAUGGACCAGCUGGCUGCCCUAACCUGGGUCCAGGAGAACAUCGGGUUCUUUGGUGGAGACCCACGCUCCGUGACCAUCUUCGGCGAGUCAGCGGGAGCCAUAAGUGUGUCUAGCCUUAUCCUGUCCCCUCUGGCCAGUGACUUAUUCCACAGAGCCAUCAUGGAGAGUGGGGUGGCCAUUAUCCCGUACCUGAAGGCCUCUAACGAGGAGAGGAAUGAGGAUUUGCAGGUGGUUGCACACAUCUGUGGCGGCAACGCAUCAGACUCCAAGGCCCUGCUGCAGUGCCUGAGGGCAAAAUCCUCCAACGAUUUGCUGAGCAUCAGCCAGGUAACCAAGUCUUUCACUCGCAUGGUUGAUGGUUUUUUCUUCCCUGAUGAGCCUCUAGAACUAUUGAUUCAAAAAUCAUUUAAUUUAAUUCCUUCUAUAAUCGGAGUCAAUAACCACGAGUGUGGCUUCCUGCUGCCCAUGAAGGAGUUUCCUGAGAUCCUCGGCGGCUCCAACAAGUCCCUUGUCCUGCAUCUGCUGCACACAAUCCUGCAUAUCCCCACCCCAUAUUUACACUUUGUGGCUGAUGAAUACUUCCACGAUGAGCAAUCCCUGUUUGACAUACGGAAUAGUUUUCUGGACUUGCUUGGAGAUGUGUUCUUUGUGGUCCCCGCGCUGGUCACUGCUCGACAUCACAGAGAUGCUGGAGCCCCUGUUUACUUCUACGAGUUUCAGCACCGGCCCUACUGUUUCAAGGACAGGAAGCCGGCUUUCGUCAAAGCAGACCACACUGAUGAAAUCCGCUUUGUUUUCGGAGGCGCCUUCCUGAAGGGCGAUGUCGUCAUGUUCGAAGGAGCCACAGAGGAGGAGAAAUUGCUGAGCAGGAAGAUGAUGAGAUACUGGGCCAACUUUGCUCGGACUGGGGACCCUAACGGGGAAGGCCUGCCUCUGUGGCCGGCCUACAGUCAAAGCGAGCAGUACCUGCAGCUGGACUUGAACCUGAGUGUGGGGCAGAGACUGAAAGAGCAGAAGGUGGCGUUUUGGACAGAGACCCUCCCCCUGAUAAUGUCCACUUCCGGAGGGUGCCCGAGUCCUCGUUUCUCGUUAAUCUACCUUUCUCUGCUCCUGCCAGUCUUUUUCUCGUUUGCUCACUGAGAAGUUAUCUUUGUGUGAAGUUGGUUUUCCUUCUCCUACUGCAUUUCUCCUGCCAUCACUGGCCUCGUUCUGUGUUUCACUACUUUAUGGAAUCAGCUGCUUCAGCUGAUCCUUAGCGAAUUCUUUUCAACAUCAAAACAAUGCAAUUUGCCUUGAAAACUACCAGAUUUCUUCAGUACAUCUUCCAGAGGG
Messenger RNA from Molossus molossus (Pallas's mastiff bat), 1950 nucleotides. Its product is annotated as carboxylesterase 5A-like. NCBI's taxonomy places the organism in Eukaryota, Metazoa, Chordata, Mammalia, Chiroptera, Molossidae. The transcript is spliced from 13 exons. The record is from RefSeq and is a predicted model, not a curated record. The coding region runs from base 1 to 1758 and encodes 585 amino acids.